GUUUGUGAAAAGCACCUUCUAGAUAGAUCGGCCGCUUGACUACAUUAAAGAUAAAAAAAGAAGCUCAAUAAUAGUAAUCUCUCAAUAAUCUUAGGGGUUCACAUGAGUGCUUCUGUGGCUCCGCCUCAGGGUGAUCCAGUUUAAUUGACUUAUUCCAACAGGUUGAGGCUGAUUUCCUCUGCAGCUCACAGACAGAUCAUCACUGAUAUCCCUGGACUCCUCUGCCACUCACACAGCAUUUGCUUCUUUGACAAGGAUCAAGAAGGAUACUCCAGCCAUACCUCAGACAUAGUCGUCUGUUUACCACUUUGACAGAGUAGAGGAGGCCACUCCCUAGUAAAAGCCGUUUGUUAAUUGCCCUUUGAAAGCUCAAGUGCCAGAAAUUCCUAUUUUGAUUUGGCUUUAAAACAUCACCAACACCAUCAACAAUGGGUAACUCCAAAAGUGGCGCUGUGUCCAAGGAGAUCCUGGAAGACCUGAAACUCCAUACCAAGUUCACAGAGACUGAGAUUGCUCAGUGGUAUGAAAACUUCAAGAAGCAGUGUCCAGAAGGGCGCAUCACAAAAGAGGAAUUCCAGUCCAUCUACAGUCGGUUCUUCCCGGAAAGUGACGCCCAGACAUAUGCCCAACAUGUCUUCCGCUCUUUUGACACAAACGAUGAUGGAACACUGGACUUCAAGGAGUACAUCAUUGCUCUCCACAUGACAUCAACAGGGAAAACCACCAGCAAACUGGAGUGGGCAUUUUCGCUGUUCGACGUGGACAGGAACGGAUACAUCACAAAGUCAGAGGUCAAGGAAAUCUGUACGGCAAUCUUUAAGCUGAUUCCCAAAGAUGAGCUGGCUGAUCUGGCUGAGGAUGAAAACACAGCUGAGAAGAGGGCAAAUAAACUCUGGGAUAUCUUUGAAAAGGGCGAGAAUGACCGAGUUGCAGAAGGAGAGUUUAUCCAGGGAGUGUUGGACAAUGACGACGCCCUUCGUUUGAUUCAGUAUACGCCUGCAAAGUAACUCUUCUACAGAUUCAUUGUAUCUCUCUCCAGUCUUGUCGUUUCCAAUUCACCUUUACUCUGCUAAUACAUUGACACCUGACGGCAUCUUCACAACACACAGCCGGUGUGACGUCAGAUUUUAGUUUACAUUUCUUGAGAAAAUGUAAUUACGGAGGUGUGCUUUAGCAACUCAAGCACACAUUUUAAUAUGAUAACAUGUCAAGUGCUUUAGUUAAAGUAUCAUUAUCAUGAAAUAUGUUGUUUGUUUCUCGUCUGGGCAGCCAAUGCUGGUGUCUGUAGUCUCUCGUUCUACCCUGCGUGUUAUUUAAAACCCAGAACAAGAUGUAAUCGCAGCAAGGUCUACCCAUUCUCACUCCCAGUGCGUCAAAAAGCUACGCUUUGUCAGUUGCCAUUGGAUUUAUCACAGACACCAAAAGUCUCAUUUGGCAACUCAGUCACAUGCAGUGGUGGUUUCCUUUUGGUGGUAUUUAAGACGCACUUGGUCGGGAUUCUUGGCGUCACAUUUUGACGCUCUGGGUCGGGACUGAAUUGGCAUGAUUUAAAAAAUGUAUGUUUAUCUGACAUGCGGCAGUAAGGUUUAGGAAAAGAUGUUUGGUGGUGUUACAAAAUUAACGUUUUAGUGACAUGUGACAUGCACUAAAAUAGAGCCCACACCCUGGUCUGUUGGAGGAAAGUCCUGUGUUGUUCCAGCACCCCAACUUACCUCUGUCUUUAAUACCACUCGCUACCGUUGUCGCUCUUAAUGUUACGUCAUCUUAGAGCGCCACAGCUCUGCCCGGUGCGUUCCACACAGACGCUAAAGGGUGGUUUUUGCGUAUUGGUAUCUGACGCUGAGAGCCACUGACCAAGCAUCCGUAUUUUACGAGUUGGGAAUGAGAACGGGUUGGCAAGGUGUAACUGUAUCUGGACCCUUGUUAUUGUCUAAUGUUAUGUCUUUCAUAGUGGUCAAUUCAUCCAACAACAAAAUUUAAACUAUGAAGUUGUAUCUGUAUUCAAAGUAGGUUAAAUUCAAGCGCAACUGGACUUGGUUAAGCUUCUUGAAGACAACUCGUUUCCAUCCGAGAGAUUUUAGUUUUGAAAUUGUAUGAAUUGCAUAAAAUUUAAAUAAAACGUAUGAUGUCAGAAGUC
This is a messenger RNA of Etheostoma spectabile (orangethroat darter), 2137 nucleotides long. Its product is annotated as visinin. The record is from RefSeq and is a predicted model, not a curated record. Gene Ontology annotation, molecular function: calcium ion binding. NCBI's taxonomy places the organism in Eukaryota, Metazoa, Chordata, Actinopteri, Perciformes, Percidae. The coding region runs from base 429 to 1007 and encodes 192 amino acids. The transcript is spliced from 4 exons.